GCCAGAUUUAAAGACAGUGAAUUUUGUUUUUAUCAAAACCGAAUGCAAAUUGGAAUCUUAGCUGGCUCAAAACAAAAUGACAUUCACAAAAAGCGUUGACCAAACCACAAUCCUGCAAGGGGAUCGUUCCAAGCUUAAGGACCUGCUGCGUCUCCGGCUGAACGCCUGCGGGUGGAGCGACCAGGUACGGCUACUGUGCCGUGAAGCCAUCAAAGAGCAGGACAGCAUCAACUGCGACGCGCUGGUGCAGCAGGUCACUCCGAAGGCACGGGCCCUGAUCCCCGACACCGUCAAGAAGGAACUGCUGCAGAAGAUCAAAACCAUCCUGGUGCAACAGGAGGGCAUUGAUAUUUAGCGUGGUUAGGUGGUG
Ochlerotatus camptorhynchus is the source of this 370-nucleotide messenger RNA. RefSeq names its product enhancer of yellow 2 (gene e(y)2). Lineage: Eukaryota; Metazoa; Arthropoda; Insecta; Diptera; Culicidae. The transcript is spliced from 3 exons. Gene Ontology annotation, cellular component: nuclear pore; DUBm complex; SAGA complex. Gene Ontology annotation, biological process: regulation of transcription by RNA polymerase II; positive regulation of DNA-templated transcription; poly(A)+ mRNA export from nucleus. The record is from RefSeq and is a predicted model, not a curated record. The coding region runs from base 77 to 355 and encodes 92 amino acids. Gene Ontology annotation, molecular function: chromatin binding; transcription coactivator activity.